AUGUCAAUAGUAACAGUGCAACUUGGUCAGUGUGGCAAUCAAAUUGGUUUUGAAGUAUUUGAUGCUCUAUAUAGUGACUCACACUGUCCCCAGGGACUCUGCUCUAAAAGAGAGAAUGAGGUGUAUCAAGCAUCUUGCAAAGAAAGAUUCUUCAGUGAAGAGGAAAAUGGAGGUAUGUGUGGUCAGUCUAUCCAUUGUCCUCUCCUUUUCUCUGACAUAACCAACCUCUUCAAGGCCAAGUCCUCCAUGUGUUACUCUGUUCAUGGACCCAGGCAUGAAGAAUCUAUAAUGAACCUAAUCCAGAAGGAAGUGGAAAAAUGUGACUGUUUGAGUGGUUUUUUCAUCAUAAUGAGUAUGGCUGGGGGCACAGGAUCAGGUCUAGGAGCCUUUGUUACACAGAAUUUACAAGAUCACUACUCAAACUCUUUGAAAAUGAAUCAGAUUAUAUGGCCUUAUGGAACCGGUGAGGUUAUUGUUCAGAACUACAACUCCAUUUUGACUCUUUCUCACUUGUACCGAUCUUCAGAUGCCCUCCUCGUUCAUGAAAAUGAUGCUGUUCAUAAGAUCUGUGCAAAACUGAUGAACAUCAAGCAAAUCUCCUUUACCGAUAUAAACCAAGUCCUUGCACAUCAGCUGGGAAGCGUGUUCCAACCUACUUAUUCUAUGGAAGGCUCAUAUCACUACAGAAGAAAUCCAUUAGGAGAGUUAAUGGAGAAUUUAGUCCCCCAUCCUGAAUUCAAGAUGCUGGGUAUUCGUAACAUUCCUCAGAUGUCUGAGAACUCACUGGCUUACAGUACAUUUACUUGGGCUGGCCUCCUCAAGCACCUGAGACAGAUGCUCAUUUCUAAUUCGAAAAUGGAAGAAGGUAUUGAUUGGCAGGUUCGGCCUCCUUUAUCAGGACUUCCUACUCUUGGUAAAGUGUCUCUCAACAGGGAGCUUCAUUUUAACACUUCCAUUGCUAACUUGGUCAUCCUUCGUGGGAAAGAUGUGCAUAGUGCAGAUCUGGGAGGAUUUAAAGAUCCAGCACUCUAUACUUCUUGGUUAGCGCCUGUUAAUGCUUUCAAUGUAUGGAAAACCCAGCGAGCAUUUAGCAAAUAUGAGAAGUCUGCAGCAUUGGUCAGCAAUAGCCAGUUCUUACUAAAACCACUUGAUACGAUUGUGGGCAAAGCAUGGAAUAUGUUUGCUUCAAAAGCCUACAUUCAUCAGUACACAAAAUUUGGAAUUGAAGAAGAGGACUUUCUGGACAGUUUCACAUUGUUGGAACAAGUUGUUGCCAGUUACUGCAAUCUCUGA
Molecule: messenger RNA, 1293 nt
Organism: Puma concolor (puma)
Lineage: Eukaryota; Metazoa; Chordata; Mammalia; Carnivora; Felidae
Source: RefSeq, a predicted model, not a curated record